Chenopodium quinoa (quinoa) is the source of this 4035-nucleotide messenger RNA. RefSeq lists its product as uncharacterized. Gene Ontology annotation, molecular function: phosphatidylinositol binding. Lineage: Eukaryota; Viridiplantae; Streptophyta; Magnoliopsida; Caryophyllales; Amaranthaceae. The transcript is spliced from 6 exons. Bases 560 to 3733 code for a protein of 1057 amino acids. The record is from RefSeq and is a predicted model, not a curated record.
GUUUAUGUUGUGAAACUCUUAAUAGAUAUUAGGGAUUUCAAUCUUACCCAGUCGGUAAAUCAUGUUUGUUAUGAGUGUUUUUUUUUUUUUUUGACGGGUUGUUAGGAGAGAUUGGAUACUAAUGGAUAAGAAUAUUUACAUAUACUUUGUAUACAUGUACUCGAUCUAGGCAUGUAGCAACGUUCAAAAGUCAAUCUAAUGUUUGGCUUGAUUCUCUUCAAGAGGUAGGCAAGCCAGACAGCGGAGCCUCUUUAAUCCCUAACCCAACCUUGAUCGGCCCGAUUGUCCCCUCGACGGCUCCACUUGUAAAUUAGGCACCCGGAAGGCCUUGCUAGUUGCUAACCGUAAUAUGUGCCUACACCAAAAGGAAGUGCACAUUAAUCACUUACCAAUAGACCAUCAUACCAAAUUAGCAAGAAUUUAAAUCAAUCAUUAAAAACAAAUAAAAAAAACAUUCGCACCAUCCUCAGGUUUUUCCCCCAUCAUCUCACUCCUUCAAAGGUCAAAUCUAUCGAUUUGCAUCCCCAGUUUAUCUUUCUGUCUCAAUAUUUCAGAUUCAAUGGAGAGGGGGCUAAUUAGUGAGGAAGUCAUCUCUCCAGAACAAUUGGGUGGUGGGUUUCAGAAAUCUGAUGGUGGGGAAAUUGGGGAUGUGUUAUCUCCAGUUUCUUCACAGUAUUCUUCGUGUGGAGAAUCUGAGUUUGAUCGAUAUUGUAGUGCGAAUUCGGUUAUGGGUACUCCUAGUGUGUGUAGUUCAAUGGGGUUUUACCAUGAUUCUUUGGAUUCUGAUUUUGGGUCAUUCAAGAGUUUGGAGGGUUUUAGUUUGGGUGGGGAGAGGGUUCCUAGAAAGUUUGAGGGGAUUACGCGGUCAUUAUUAUCUAGGGAAUCGGGUUUAGGUGAUAGUUUGAGUGAUAAUUUUCACGAGUCGAAAGGGGAGGGGGAAGGUUUGAGCCCUGUGGUGGGUGGGGUUGAGGGGAAGAUGGUGGCUUUGGAUAAAGGGGGGACUUCUUCGACGAGUUGUGGAAAUAUGCGAGUGUUGGGGGGUGAAGCCGAGCUGAAAGGGUCUAAGGUGUUUGAUGGGGAGGUAGGCAAGAAAGAAAAUUUAGCUGUACUUCUAAAAAGUGUGGAGCAUGCGCUAUUGCAAGGAGUUGUUGCUGCAAGAAGUGCUGCUGAGAACUUGUUGGAUGAUAAUCAUGCAGAUGAGAUGGAGGAUGAGAGAUGCAGAGAACAGGAUGAGUCGUCUUCUAGGUAUGAUCACUCUGAGGGUGAGGAUUCUAUGUUUAACUAUGGUUCGGAUGAAGGAUCUCAGCAUAAUGCAUAUUAUGUGAGAAAUGUAGUGGAUCGUAGUGAUGUUGAUGUCGGAUGUGGGAAUUCGGUGCUUAUGAACUCGUCUGUGGCUUUUGGAUCUAAUGAUUGGGAUGACUUUGAGUUAGAUGGAUUGGAAAAUACAACACAACUUUCUGAUAGUUAUUGGUUGCGGCAGCAAUCAAGUGAAAAAGAAACUACUUCUGAAGAUUUGGCUUUGAUGAGGUCAAUAUCUAAUGAAAAAUUUCAUUGGCAUGAGGAAGAAAGGAAUUCAAGGGAUGUUUCUACGGACCGCAAUGAUGUCCUGGAAGUUGAUAGAUCAUCAGAGUGUUCUCUUAGUUCAACCACGAAUACUCAUUCCUCAAAAAUUAUGGAAGCAGGGGCUACAGAGGGCUCCGGGGACAUUUCAAGGUGCAAACAGAUUACCAGUAAUGAUGAACUGGAUGAGUAUCUUGAUAAUUGUUCUGUGUACAAUGUAUUUCAAAAGCCAUGUGCUACGUUGCAUGCUGUGGAAGAUACUGAAUCCAUGAGAGAUGAGAAAGAAAGGAAGAUCGUGGAUAUUACUCGUGAUACAAAAAGUGGCCAUGAUGACCACCCGAUUCCACAGAAAUUCUUGGUUCCUCUGCCUGAUGAUGGUGCAGGUGAAGCUUAUGUUCAUGGAGAGUAUAGGUUGGAUGUCCUUCAAGGUGCUCAAGUGGAAUCUUCUGAGGGAUGUGUGUCAAAAUCAGCCUUGACGUGGCUUGAGAGUGAAGAGGGGAGGACACAUGGUGACUUAAAUCUAGGUGGAGGUCAGACCACAAGCAGCAAGGGAAAGGAUUUGGAGAUGAAUGCAUUUUAUGAUGAUUUUGUACAUGAAAUGGAAGAGAUUUUGUUAGAAACAAGUGAAUCUCCUGUGGGGAGGUUGAAGCAGGGGAAUAUUGAGUUCCAAUCUGAGCACUUGUCAACUUUAAGAGACGGUGAAUCCAUUGCUCAUACUUCUGGUUUUGAUGAUGGCAACCCUGUUAUUCGUCAUCCACUUAGGAUUGAUGGGAUUGAGGUAGUGGGUGCCAAGCAGAUAAAGGGAGAUAUUCCACUUAGUGAAAGAUUGGUUGGGGUGAAAGAAUACACUGUAUACAUAAUACAGGUUUGGAGUGGCAAGGAUCAAUGGAAGGUUGAGCGUCGAUAUCGCGACUUUUAUGCACUCUAUAUUCAAUUACAAACAUUAUUUGCUGCUCGAAAAUGGAAUCUUCCACCUGUGUGGUUUUCUGUUGACAAAGAAUCCAGAAAAUUCUUUGGUAACACAUCUCCAAAUGUCGUUGCAGAGAGAAGUACUCUUAUCCAAGAAUGUUUAUGCUCCAUUCUCCAAUCCAGGUAUUGUUCCAGUCCUCCAAGUGCUCUGAUUUGGUUUCUCUCUCCGCCAGAAGAUCUUAUGAGUUCCUCUCGGUCAAAUGAUGUGACGCGACAAUCUAAUGUGAGAACAUAUACUGAAAGAGUUCCUAGUUUAGGGAAGACCAUAUCACUGAUAGUUAAUAUUCAAUCCCACAAGUCCGUAAAAGAGCUUCUGGAUACACAGCAUUAUACAUGUGCUGGGUGCCAUACACAUUUUGGUGAUGGUAAGAAUCGCAUGCUAGGAAUUGUGCAGACCUUUGGUUGGGGUAAACCACGACUUUGUGAAUAUACUGGCCAGCUAUUUUGUUCUUCAUGUCAUACAAACGAAACUGCAGUUCUGCCAGCCAGAGUUUUACAUAACUGGGAUUUUACUCCAUACCCAGUUUCUCAGAUGGCCAAGUCAUUCCUGGAUUCAAUUGUUGACAAGCCAAUGCUGUGUGUGAGUGCAGCAAACCCUUUACUCUUUUCUCGUGUCCCUGCACUGCUCCAUGUUGUGGGUAUUAGGAGGAAAGUUGGGGCAAUGCUUCCAUACAUUCGUUGCUCUUUUCGUAGAUCUAUCUAUAGAAGACUUGGAUACCGGAAAUAUCUUCUUGAAAGUAAUGACUUUUUUGCACUAAGGGAUCUUAAUGAUCUCUCAAAAGGAGCAUUUGCAGCACUUCCGGCGAUUCUAGAAGCUGUGUCGAAGAAAAUCCAGGAGCACAUCACAGAGUUAUGCCUUGAGUGCUGCGACCUUGGUGUUUCAUGUGGUGCUCGACAAGCUUGUGAUAACCCAUCCUCUCUUAUCUUUCCUUUUCAGGAAGAGGAAAUUCAGAGAUGCGAGUCUUGUAAAUCAGUCUUUCAUAAGCAUUGCCUCAACAAACUCCAGGAGUGCCCAUGUGGAGCAGUCCUGAAACCGCUUGCAAACGCUGGCAGUGCUUCAGGAUUUUCGUCAUUGUUGGUGAAGAAAUCUGAUCCAAAAUCCGGACUCCUUUCACGUAUGUUCUCAAUUUCAAGACAAGAAAAGGGACUCAAGGAUAAUGAUAAUGUGAUCUUGAUGGGAUCGUUUCCGAGCACCUCACUUUGAUCCCUUGUAAGUUGUAACUAUAACAUAUUACCAUCUUUGUAUGUAUCUAUUAAUCUAUUAUUCACUAAUCUGUAAUGUAAAGCUGAAGAUGACAUCAUAAAAUUUUGGCCAUUCUUUUGUAUAGAAAUUGUAGUAUUAAUACUGAUAUUGUCAAUCUCAUUCCUUAGUGUGAUUUAUAGAAGCAUGGUUGCUGUAAAGUGAAUAAUUUAUUCUUUUUAUUUUGGCUGUGUUGAAUAGUCAGUUUUGGAUCCUCUAUAACCUUUGGUACUCGAGUAUUGAAGAUUGGAUCCUCUUUUCAAAAA